Messenger RNA from Vespa crabro (European hornet), 2306 nucleotides. RefSeq lists its product as uncharacterized. Bases 143 to 2125 code for a protein of 660 amino acids. NCBI's taxonomy places the organism in Eukaryota, Metazoa, Arthropoda, Insecta, Hymenoptera, Vespidae. Gene Ontology annotation, cellular component: cytosol. The transcript has 12 exons. The record is from RefSeq and is a predicted model, not a curated record. Gene Ontology annotation, molecular function: aldose reductase (NADPH) activity.
AGAAAUGAAUGAUAGAUAAUACAGAUUAAAGAUAGCAUUAAAGCAAUACACUUCUAAAAGUAACUCCCAGUGACUUGAAUUUCAUUCGAAGGAAAUUGUGAUUAACGAUUGAAACAUUUAUAAUCAAUUACGAUUAAUAAAAAUGACUGAAAUUCCUUCUGUAACGCUUGUGAAUGGUUAUAAAAUGCCUAUGUUUGCUUUAGGAACAUAUUUGUCUCAACCAAAAGAAGUAGAAAAAGCUGUUAUGGAUGCUAUUGAUCUUGGAUAUCGUCAUAUUGAUACAGCUUUCUUUUAUGAAAAUGAACACGAAAUUGGUGCUGCAAUACAAGCAAAAAUUAAAGAUGGAACUGUUAAAAGGGAAGAUCUUUUCAUUACUACGAAGCUAUGGAAUAAUCGUCAUAAGGAAAAGGAUGUAGUUCCAACUUGUAAAAAAUCCUUAGAUAAUCUCGGCUUAACUUACAUAGAUUUAUAUUUAAUUCAUUGGCCAUUUGCUUAUCAAGAAGGAGAUGUAUUGAUGCCCAAAGACAAAGAUGGUAAGCUUUUAUUAUCAGACACCGAUUAUAUUGAAACAUGGAGAGGAAUGGAAGAAUGUGUUAAUCAAAAAUUAACUCGUAGUAUUGGCGUCAGUAAUUUUAAUUCCGAACAAAUCGUUCGAUUAGUAAAAUCUUCUAAAAUUGUUCCAGUAAAUAAUCAAAUCGAAGUUAGUGUGAAUCUCAAUCAGGAAAAAUUAAUAAAUUUUUGUAAAAAGUAUAAUAUUGUCGUAAGUGGUUAUUCACCUCUUGGAAGACCCGGCAAUAGAUUAGGUAUUAAAAAUUCUUUGGAUAAUCCAACAAUUAUUAAAAUAGCAGAAAAAUAUAAAAAAAGUCCAGCACAAAUUGCACUUAGAUAUGUCUAUCAACAAGGUGCUGCAGUAAUUGCUAAAUCGGUAACGCAAAGUAGAAUUAAAGAGAACAUGGAGAUAUUUGAUUUCGAACUAACACCGGACGAAAUGAUUGCUAUAAAAGCAAUUGGUACUGGCGAAAGAAUAGCACCAGCCACAGAAGUACAAGAAUCUAGUCUAUUCCCAUAUAUUUAUAUAUAUAUAUAUAUAUAUAUAUAUAUAUAUAUAUAUAUAAUUCGUAAGGAAGCAUCGAUCUUUUAUUUUCAAUUGGAAAAAAAAAGGAAGAAUAAAAUGGUUUUAAACGUACCGGACGUUAAGUUUUACAAUGGCAAUACUGUUCCUCAAUUUGGAUUGGGUACUUGGAAGUCAAAACCCGGAGAAGUUGUCCAAGCUGUUAAGGAUGCCAUAGAUAUUGGUUAUCGUCACAUUGAUUGUGCUUAUGUUUAUGGUAAUGAGAAAGAAGUUGGGAAAGCAAUAAAAACAAAAAUUGCAGAAGGAGUUGUCAGCAGAAAAGAUUUAUUUAUUACUAGUAAACUUUGGAAUACAUUUCAUCAACCUGAUUUAGUUGAACCUGCUAUUAAAAAAACAUUGAGCGACCUUGGUCUUGAAUACUUAGACCUAUAUUUAAUUCAUUGGCCUAUCGCUUACAAAGAGGGCGAUAAUUUAUUUCCAAAAAAUUCUGAUGGUUCUCCUGAAUUUAGUAAUGCCGAUUACGUUGACACAUGGAAGGCUAUGGAGGGUUUAUUAAAUAAAGGAUUAACAAAGAACAUUGGCGUCAGUAACUUCAAUUCUGAGCAGAUUAAUAGAUUACUUAAAAAUUGUACCAUUAAGCCGGUAACGAAUCAAAUCGAAUGUCAUCCAUAUCUAACGCAAAAGAAAUUGUCUGAUUUCUGUAAAGAAAAAGAAAUUAUAAUUACCGCUUAUAGUCCUUUGGGCUCACCAGAUAGACCGUGGGCUAAACCGGAUGAUCCAAAAUUAUUGGAGGAUGAAAAAUUGUUGGAACUUGGAAAGAAGUAUAAUAAAACACCAGCGCAAAUUCUUUUGCGCUAUCAAUUGGAUCGUGGACACGUUGUAAUUCCAAAAUCCGUUACCAAAUCACGUAUCGCAGAAAAUAGUAAUAUUUUUGAUUUUCAACUUAAACCUGAUGAUAUUGCAUACAUAGAUUCUUUCGACUGUAAUGGAAGAAUUUGUCCGAUGACAGGAUCUGAGGGAAGUCCUUAUUUUCCAUUUGCCAUUCCUUUCUAAUUAAUACAACAGAUAAGUAAGAUUAGUUUUGAUCGCGUUCAUAAAGAUAUUACAUAUAAUUAUUUUUAAAAGAUGUGUAUCUUAAAUAUUAUCUUUGUUAAUUACAUUUAUACGUACGUUCGCAUUUUUCUACGCAUGUAUUUUGAUAUUAACAGAUAAUAAAUUUUCGUUAAAUAAAGAA